This is a messenger RNA of Penicillium canescens, 1038 nucleotides long. RefSeq lists its product as uncharacterized. The transcript is spliced from 3 exons. The record is from RefSeq and is a predicted model, not a curated record. Lineage: Eukaryota; Fungi; Ascomycota; Eurotiomycetes; Eurotiales; Aspergillaceae. Bases 1 to 1038 code for a protein of 345 amino acids.
AUGGUCCAGGGUCUAGGGGAUUUUCCACCUAAGGUCACCGUCCUUGAGAAGAAAAGUAGUCCCGUAGAUAUCUACAAAAACAUGUCCUCUUCUAAUAUUGACAACUUGAAACUGGUGACCCGCCCGGACAAAGAGUCCUACGAGCGCACCCUUCGCCAAAGCUAUCAACAAUGGUCAUCAGAUUUCAUAAUUAGCGACACCCUCCCACUCGAAUGUAUUGAUCUCAAAGCUAUCCUCAAAAGCACACCUGCGUACCUAGGAGAUGGCCUGACACCGAAGGAGAAAAAGUACUCAUUUGCCUGUGUGGAGAAAUGGGGUUAUCUAAAAGCGAAGGGCCACGGAGAUAUUGUGGGUGUGGGAAUUCCCCAAGAGGUAUCAGUCUCCGAAAAUGCAACAUUUUCCCAGUGGCCUGGCGUUCGAGGGAUAUCUGGAUACGACAAGGGGAACUACAUUGCUCCGCUGGUUCUCGCUUGGGCGUAUAUUCUGUCUGCAAAGUGGGCUGAAUUGUUGGAAGAUUCCCAAAAGCAUAAGUGUACGACCAAAUACAUGAUAAGGAGCUCAGAGGAAGAGAGUUCAGACGAAGGGAGCCCAGACGACAAGAGCCAAGGAGACGAGAAAAACAUCGGGAUCGGGACGCCCCAGAAGAAUGUCAUUGAAGUCGAGAUACCGCCAGAUUCCAGUGAAGAUGAGGUUUUCUGGUGGAAUGCCGUGCUCGCUGGACACCCGGCCUGGCAGAUGGUGGUCGAAUUUAACUCAAGAUUAUUCUACUCGCCAUGGUUCAUCACUAUAACCGGCUCCACGGAAAUGGGUGUCAAUACAAAUGGUAUUCAUGAUCCAGUCUCUCCGCCCUCCUCGACAACAGCCCUACGUUAUCUGUCCAGAUUCUGUACUCAUCAUAGCCUCUACGCCCAAGCCACAGCAGCUCUAUCCGCCGUCAUUCUCAGUUGUCAACCCUUCAAACCAAACACCAUCCUCCCAAUUCCAAAACCACCAGAAAACUCUAAACAAGCAUCGAUGGCAACACAUCACAGCCCGUAG